Malassezia restricta is the source of this 264-nucleotide messenger RNA. RefSeq names its product small nuclear ribonucleoprotein E. Gene Ontology annotation, biological process: mRNA splicing, via spliceosome; spliceosomal snRNP assembly. The record is from RefSeq and is a predicted model, not a curated record. NCBI's taxonomy places the organism in Eukaryota, Fungi, Basidiomycota, Malasseziomycetes, Malasseziales, Malasseziaceae. Gene Ontology annotation, cellular component: U4/U6 x U5 tri-snRNP complex; U5 snRNP; U4 snRNP. The coding region runs from base 1 to 264 and encodes 87 amino acids. The transcript has 4 exons. Gene Ontology annotation, molecular function: RNA binding.
AUGUCCGGCCGUCAACAAAAGGUGAUGCUGCAGCCGAUCAAUGUCAUUUUUCGGCACCUACAGCAGCAAACGCGCGUAUCUUUGUGGCUCUAUGAUAAUGUAGAGUACCGCCUGGAGGGCAAAAUCAUUGGUUUCGAUGAGUUCAUGAAUGUGACACUAGACGAGGUCGAAGAAGUGCGGACAGGCGCGCCAAUGGAGCGCAAACCGCUGGGGCGUCUCUUGCUCAAAGGCGACAACAUUACUCUGAUUCAGCCUGUAUUGUGA